GAUUAGAAAGUUGGUGGUGGCACUGCAGCUCCAUGGCUACUCGCGGCAACUUCAUGUACUUCCUUUUGGUGCGUCUAUACGUCAGAUAAAUCACAAUUAUGUCGGACGCUGAAGUGGACGAAACUACGUACUCGAGACCCACCAGUGGGGGCUCCAUGGACGUAAAUCAGGCACUGCAGGAAGUUUUAAAGAUUGCUUUAAUUCACGACGGUGUCCUGCGUGGUUUACAUGAAGCGGCGAAGGCUCUCGACAAAAGGCAGGCAGUCCUAUGUAUUUUAGCAGAGAAUUGCAAUGAACCCAUGUUCAAAAAGCUAGUAUCAGCUUUGUGCGCCGAACAUCAAAUCCCUCUCAUCAAAGUGGACAACAACAAAAAAUUGGGCGAAUGGGCUGGUUUAUGUAAAAUAGACAACACAGGCAAAGCGCGUAAAGUUGUUGGAUGUUCGUGUGUUGUUAUAAAAGAUUUUGGUGAAGAGUCGCCAGCACUAGAUAUCCUCCAGGAAUAUCUUAAGAAUGCAAAAUAAUUGUUUUAUAGGAUUUAAUAAAUUAUAAAAUACC
Molecule: messenger RNA, 555 nt
Organism: Photinus pyralis (common eastern firefly)
Lineage: Eukaryota; Metazoa; Arthropoda; Insecta; Coleoptera; Lampyridae
Gene: RpS12
Product: 40S ribosomal protein S12
Exons: 4
Coding region: 99-521 (140 amino acids)
Biological process (GO): translation
Cellular component (GO): ribosome; cytosolic small ribosomal subunit
Molecular function (GO): structural constituent of ribosome
Source: RefSeq, a predicted model, not a curated record